Molecule: messenger RNA, 1341 nt
Organism: Drepanopeziza brunnea f. sp. 'multigermtubi' MB_m1
Lineage: Eukaryota; Fungi; Ascomycota; Leotiomycetes; Helotiales; Drepanopezizaceae
Source: RefSeq, a predicted model, not a curated record
AUGGAGCAAGCAGCAACGGCCAACAGCGCCGUAAUCCUCACGGCCCUCUCCCUCCUAGUUAUCCUCUUCCGGCUCUUCCUGCGAAGACUGAGACACGAGAAGCUCCUGUGGGACGACUGGAUCAUGCUGGGCGGUAUGGGGGUCUACGUGGCGCUGACGGCGACGUAUCCGGUUGUGGCUUGGAACGGCAUCAAUGUUGCGCAGACGAAACCCGAGGACCUGAAGGAGGAUGCGGUUGCUCGAAUCGAACUUGCAUCGAAGCUGGUGAUCGUCCAACGGGUUCUCUUCAUGACGUAUCUGUGGUGUUUGAAGGCCUGUAUACUGAUCUACUACACUCGACUGGCGAUACGGACGAACGAAAUGCUCAGUGUCAGGAUCCUCGCGGCUAUUCUCGCUGUCACUUGGAUAGUGUGUCUCCUCGCGUUCUUCAUCGGAUGUCGACCCAUUUCGGACUAUUGGCGGGUGCUCCCAAGUGCUCCAGAUUGUGCUAAAGCUGUGGACGAGACGGUUCUACUUAGAGCGUUAGAUGCUUUCACAAACAUCUUCCUCAUGGCUAUCCCCCUCAAGCUCAUUAUACAAUCGGAUAUGUCACGCAAAAUGCAGUUGCAGCUGUUGGCUGUGUAUAUCGGUAGUCUUUUGUUGAUCGCAAUCUCGACCCUUGGAAUUAUUGUUGCUCUGGAUAACCUGGGGUCUGUGAAUAUGUUCAUAUGGGCGCAGGUCCAAUGCUUUAUCGCAACCCUCGUCGCCAAUGCACCCCCGAUUCAUGACCUUUGGCGUCACGGCUGGAGCCAUAUUCGGCAACGCAAGUUCAAUAGGGAUUCAUGUGUUCCGGAAUACAGUCUGAACAUCUUAGCGCCAACAGAGCACAGCACCAGACAUCACACGGAGCAGACAGACCCAAGGCCUAUCUCUCGGCUAGAUACGAGACGUUCUAGACGGCAGUCCAGAUCAUCCAUUGCUUCCAUAGCUUCGAGAGGGUCCAGGGCAGACGUGGAGCCCGAGGACGAGCAAGCGGCCGAAACUACGCCCAUAAGAGGAAACAGGCUCGCCAUUCGCAACUCGAUCCGAAAAGUCAAUGAUCGCCUUCGCCGGAGCUUGGAACAGCUCGAGAUCGAGAGGAAGGUUGUGGUCGUACAGCAAUCGCUGAUAGGCGAGAUGACCCCCAGUCCUGCUGAUGAGCGUCACGAGGACUUCUUUAGUGGCUUUAGAGAUGGUAAAAGGAAAGCGCGGAUUCGGACGGAAGUUUCGUGUGGGAGUGAUGGAAAGCCUUCUCCCGAGGGCCCCAAGGGGCCCGCGGGCUAUGUUAUGGCGAAAUUCAAAGGGGAGGAGGCUCGUGGUUGA